UCGAAAUCUCCCCCAAAGUAAAAUUGGUACAGGUUGCCCCAAAUUUAUACUACGUUUGUCCGCCCGUGUUCUUCUCCUCUUCUCCGUGCGGUUUCGUUUACUUUACUAGACGCGGCGGCGGCGGCGGCGGCGCCACCGCUCGCCGACCCGCCCGUGUUCGCCGGCUGCUCACCGCUCCACUGACCGUACCCGCGUCUGCUCAUCCCGCGCCGUCCGCCACAAACCCCACCUGCUCGCCCGCGCAUCCGCUGUAGCUCCUCCCUUGCUCACCCGCGCUUCUCCCGUGAAGAGGCCGGGAAGGAGCAGAGGGGCCCCGGCGGGGCAUGAGGACAGACGAAGUGAAGAUGCGGCGCUGCUGGGAGAGAGGGAGUUAGCAAGAAUAAACAAGGAACUUUUUGAGAGGAGGAACCUUUUAUUUAUUUAUUUAGUAAACUAAUAAAAUCGAAAAUACUGACCAUACGGAAGAUGAGCUCCACUCAAUUCGCUAUGGUUGAGGAGCUGGCCUCACUCAUCAAAGACAACCUCUACAGCAAGCACCUCGUCCUCUCUACUGAGGAAACCCUCGUUGGGGUCCUACAGAACCAGUACCACAACUCUGACGACGAGGAUGAUACGGUUGCAGCAUACCGCAGGACAAAUAGGAAUAUCAUCGAGCUCCAGCCUGCCAGCUCCUAUCAACGUCUUCUUUUGCAUCGCCUUGCAGACAUCUACGGGUUUGUUCAUGAAUCUGUUGGUGAAGGUGAAGAUCGACACUUAGUUCUCCAGCGCUGCCCUGAAACAGCCAUCCCACCUGUCCUUGUCAGCGAUGUAUUAUGGGAGUAUGACAACGAAGAUACAUCGACAUCUGUUGUGGUAAAGAGGAAAGAUACAGAUAUUGAAGAAGCUUGGAAGGAAGAUGCCCAAGAAAAUAUUUCUGCUGAAAGCUCACAUCUGAAAAAUGAUGCAGAUUUGAAGGAUUUGCAGCAGUCAGCUGCACUUCCAGCACUGUCACUCAAGGAGAGGGAAGCCGCUUAUCAAGCUGCUCGUGAGCGGAUCUUCUCAACGCAUGAUGCCAAGGGAAAGGAUACGGCAGUCGUAAAACCUAGGCAUGUUCCUGCUGUUGCUCGACGGAUGAUCGCACAUGCACUUGGCAAAAAGUUUGAGAGUCCGACAGAGACUGCAGUUGUGAUGAAUGGCAAAGGAAAGGAGCCAGCGGAAAGUACUAGGAGCAAGUUAAACCCAGGCACAACAGGUAGCAAGGAAGAUACCAGAUACGUUGAGAAUGACAGGAUGAGGUCGCACAACAGGGACCAAGUUGAGCAGAGCUGGCGUGCAAGUAACAGCAGAGCUGCUAGUAGUGUUAGCACUGAUGAGCUGAAGAGGGAGCAGGUUGGCGCGGCAAAGAGGAUAUUUGCACAUGCACUGCGACUGCCUGGUAUUGAUGGAAGUGACGGUUCAGUGCAGAAAGGCAGGAUGGGAUAGGAGGCUCUCAUGUGUAGUGUAGCUGUGCAGGUAGGAAGCAGGAGUGGACUGAAAUAGCAUCGGGAUUAUAUUUUUCUGUGAAAUUAUCCUGGUAGAAAAUGAGAUGGAAGUCCUGUGUUGUUUGGCUCCUCUAUUCCAGAGUUCCUUGGUGGAAGAAGAUCAAGGCGCAAAACUCUUUUUGUUGGGGUGGCCCAAGCGGGUCCCCGAUUUUCAUUAAGAGAGGGAAUGUACAAGUAUACAAAGUAGAGCAGCAACUACUGCCUAAGAACAGUAGUGGAAUAAUAAGGCGCAAAACUCAAUGCUGGGGGGAUAUGCAAGUGGAAAUGGUGAGAGUUGGCUGCUGAUGGCAGCAGUUCUGGCAGGACCGAGUGCAAUUGGCAGGUCCUUAUUUUUGCCUGAAGCUGCAAUUGUCAGGUUUUAUCUUCGCCAGAAGCUACAAAGGGAGCAGAUGCCAAAUUUUAGCUUUAUUUUGCUGCAGCCAGACAAGCUGGGGAGGCACGAUGAUCCGCCUACUUUUUGAUGGUUUCAGUAGUAGAGUCUAAUUUUCAUUUGCUGCUGGUUACUUAAAUGGGUAAAUACACAGGAGUGUUUUCUUUAAUUUAAAGAGGACUUGUAUAAAUACAUGUUCAUGUAAUUGGUUUCUUCAAAAAAUACUAUAAUAUGUGUUAAUGCCACAGCAAAAUUCGGUAAUACACGUG
Messenger RNA from Oryza brachyantha (malo sina), 2159 nucleotides. Its product is annotated as R3H domain-containing protein 1-like. NCBI's taxonomy places the organism in Eukaryota, Viridiplantae, Streptophyta, Magnoliopsida, Poales, Poaceae. Gene Ontology annotation, molecular function: nucleic acid binding. The transcript has 6 exons. The record is from RefSeq and is a predicted model, not a curated record. Bases 466 to 1461 code for a protein of 331 amino acids.